AUGCAUGUGGAGUUUCGCAUUUCCUCUAUUGAAGGCAUGUGCGCCUUCGACGCCGAGAGUUUCAUCCGCAUGCACCAUCUAAAGCACCGUUCUGGACAAGAGGCAAGCCCACAGCAAGCACUCGUGAAACUCCCAGGAGGAGUUAAAAGCAGUGAGAAAAGUUUUCGACCGCAUGUAAAAAUACAGUUUGUCUUUGAGAAUACCGUCUGCAUAGAGAGCUCGGAGAUUAUAGGCGAUGUAGAGCGUCAUCAGCAUGAAAAACAGAUUAGGACAAACUGGGACGCAAGUGAGAUACGCACAAAGCGGUAUCGCAGUCGUAUUGGGGAUGUCAUUGUCGCGUCGUUACCCUUGUUCAUUGCCGAGCGGAAUGUAAAGAUACGUCUUGUGCAGCUCGCACCCACACUUACCACGGAGGAAAUCAGACUUGUAAAGGCUUCCUAUCCUUCAUACUUUGAUCUGCAGGACACUGGUCUUUGCAUUGGGAUCGCGAAGGUCAGUCUGCGAGAAUUACUCAUAACCAAUAGCGGUGUCUGCGUGACGUUGCAGCCUAAGCAGAGCAUGGUUGCAGCUGUGGAAGCGCUGAACCUCAAUACUGUAGCGACAAACAGUAUGUUUGGAAAGGAUGUUGGUGGAAGUGCAGUGUUGACUUUCCAGAUUUUUGGUGUUGUUUUUAACCAGAAAACGUUUCCAUCUCUCCUUUGCGGUGGUAGGCGAGACAUGAGUGCUGUGUCAAGAUUGAUGUCGUCGAGCAACAACAAUGACGGGAAUAAUGACUGGAAUGUAGAAGAGUACAACGGCGCCGGAACCGAAAAGGCUGUGGAAAAACUUGUUGAACUGCGACAGCAGAUGGAUUCAUCGGCGGUACGCUAUGUACUUAUACCCUACAUGGUGCUGAUCGACACGGUGCUCCGCAUAAAUGAGGCUCUCUCGUGGCGUUACCCCAUGAAAACCCUACUGCUGCUUUGUAUAGUUUGUAUCAAUCUUAUUGCAGAUAUUGCAGAGAUGGGGCUAAUGCUUGGUCUUGUUGUGGAGGUAGUGACAGCGCUGCGAAUGACGAUAUUGUUUUACCGUCUGCCAUCCCAUGUGAGCCGAUCCACAGAUACCGUGGUUUCUUUUGCGAGGCGACGGGACAAUCUCCAGGCGGUGCUGUACGGCUCCCACAAUUACAUCAUCAACAGCAUGGUGCGCGCCCGACUAUUCUUCUUGCAGGGUCUUCAGUCUGAUUCAUACCUUGAACUUGCCUUCAUCUUUCAUCGUGUGCGGCGGGCCAAGCGAACAAUUCUGCCCUGUUUGACUGCGGUGCUUCUCUCAUUAACUGUUCUUUCACUGGAGACGCUGAUGAUACUCUUCUUGAUGGCAGCUUUUCUGGUGCACCCGUUAAUGUUGCGUGUCUCCUUUGCACACUUGCGUAAAACUUGGAGUCGUCAGCUGGCAGCGGGUACUCUGUGGAAGGCCCUUGAUCUGUCCCGCUCCAUGCGAGUAUCACGGGUGGUACAAGUCACAGAUACGAUACAACAACAGAGUACGAGACAGGAGACAACGCUACCUGGGACAUUUUUUUCUCCAAGUCCAUCCCGCAGCGUUGCAAAUUAUUCGGUUCCCCCAAUUCCCUGCCUCACGACAUUGGAGGAUCCUAGACACCGCCGCGGAAUGUCGAUGAACCUAUCGCCGGAUAUUCCAGUUGGAUACAUUCGACACACCGAAGAAACUAGCUCCGCCCCAAACGUAGAUUCACAAGGAUCAAGGCUGCUGAACAGCGGUGGUGAGGCCGAUAGCUUUAGUGCUCCUUUUAUAAAUAGUAACAUCACGCAGACAGCUCCAUUUUCGUCGAGGCUACGAAGUCGUACAUACAGUGAAACAGUAAAAUAUGAAUCACAACAAAAAUCUUUAUUGACUUUUGCUGUUAUUAUCAUCGCAGGAGAUGCUUCAUCGGUUAAUAACAGUAAAAACAGUACCUCUAACAACGGCACUGGGAAUGGUCACCUUCUACAGAAAUUCCGGCGCAUCCUGCAGCGUGCGAAGGCUUUGGAUCGUCCACCACAGACAAGUUUGCUUCGAGAGCAAUACAAUUCUUACUUUGGUGGUGUUUUGGCGUUUCUGGAGUUUCUGCGGCGCCACUGCGCAAUGGAAACGUACGUGACACCACUUCCAUCCUCAUCCUCAUCCUUAUCUUCCCCAUCCCUGUCCUCGAGCACAGGAGGCGCAAUGAAAUUGGAGCAAUUGGUUCAUCCCUCGUGGCUGGUCGAGAAAGGGGAAGACGAUGGCAUCACUUCCACACUGCUGGUGCAUUCUCUGCACCAAGUAGUAUUGGGGAAACUAGAGGCGGUACACCAUAUAGAUAGUAGUGCGCGUGCGUUUGCGUUGCUGGCUGCAUACUUGCUUCAAGGGUCCCGCCUAUCGCUGUAUAACAGACCAGGUAACCGGGGAUGCAGCAUCAUUAUCCCGCUCAAGCUGGGAUCCUAUGAUAUUGAAAUGGUAGCCACGCCACAUCCUUGCCCCCUAUCGCUGCAAAAGGCACUCGUGGGGUACUGGAAAGGGCUGACAGAGAGCGAGCCACCAAUCAAUAUCAAUACAGACGUCAUUUUUAACAUCAUCGCAACGUGUAAGGAUUCAUGGGGAAAUGAUACUGAUACGUCGAGCGGGAUGCAGGAGUAUCAACAAUUGAUUUCAACACCACAAUACGAGGGCGAAAGUGCAAGAGACACGUCAAAACGACUUCUACAGACUUUUGGCACGCCUACAUUCCCAUUCAGGCGACUGCGGUCGGGUAACAUGUUUGUCACGAAUCCUGAGAAAUCAUCCGGGCGUACUGUGUUGUCGCCAUCGGAUGCGGAUGGACCCGCACCGUUGUUUCGACAACCACCCAAGCCAAACAUGCAAAGCGAUUUCCCGUUGGGGGGCUCGCGGAACUACCACCGCGCCACACAGUCAUGGACAUACAACCCAAUUGCAUUGCACAAACAAAGUCAGCAGGUUGUCUCGGUCCCACGCCUUGGUAUGAGCUAUUCUUUUACGGUAGAUGAACCGUCCGGACCGCCACUGCUCAGUAAAACACGAUCGGAAACUGAGAGUGCCCAGCGGACGGAGUCCUUGGCGGGUACACCGCCAACGAAAUGA
Messenger RNA from Trypanosoma grayi, 3117 nucleotides. RefSeq lists its product as hypothetical. The coding region runs from base 1 to 3117 and encodes 1038 amino acids. The record is from RefSeq and is a predicted model, not a curated record. Lineage: Eukaryota; Euglenozoa; Kinetoplastea; Trypanosomatida; Trypanosomatidae. The transcript has a single exon.